Molecule: messenger RNA, 840 nt
Organism: Camellia sinensis
Lineage: Eukaryota; Viridiplantae; Streptophyta; Magnoliopsida; Ericales; Theaceae
Source: RefSeq, a predicted model, not a curated record
AUGGCGCACAGAGGUGGUUCUAGUGGAAAACCUCCAAGUGAUAAUAUUGGUUGGAAAUUUGGAAUUCCACUAGAAAAUACUGAGCAUAAAAUUAGGUGUACAUUUUGUGGAAAAGAGCUAAAUGGUGGUAUAACUAGGUUGAAGCAACAUUUGGCCUAUAUGAAAGGUCAAGUCGCACCUUGUGCUAAUGGCAAAAAGCUUGACAAAAGGAAGAUGAAUGAGGAAUUGACAGAACAAAUUAGAGCCAGUCAGUGUGAUGAUGAUGAAAAUGAUAAGGGGGACCUAGAAAUGGUUACGGCCCGACAAAUUGGGGCUCGUGAUAUUGAGGUUGCACAUCCUCCUGGUUUUGCUCGGCGAAGUCAUAGUGUUCGUGAGGCUAGUACAUGUAGGAAAUGGAUUGAUACAUCCUCUCCAGAAGUUCAAUUAUUAGACAUAGAUGUGGAUCUUCAUAGGACCAAAGAACCAAUGUUGGAUACUACAAGAGAGGUUCGAAAAGGAACAAAUCUACCUAGUUCUUAUGAAGUAACUGAAGUGUAUUUACCAAUGGAGUAUGAAGCCUUACAAAAUUGGAUAAAAUCUCACAAAUCUAGUUGGGCUGAGAGAGGUGUUACAAUUAUGUGUGAUGGAUGGUCUGGGCCCACAAGAAAGCAUAUUUUUAAUUUUCUUGUGUAUAGCAAUUGUGGAACAAUUUUUCAGAAGUCUGUGCAUGUAACUGAUGUACCUAGUAGGAAAGCUAAUUAUUACUUGGGCCUCAUGGACAAGGUAGUGGAUGAAAUUAGAGAAGAAUAUGUUGUGCAAAUCGUAAUUGAUAACGAAGCUACGAUAAAGGCAGCUGGUUAG